Molecule: messenger RNA, 871 nt
Organism: Prorocentrum cordatum
Lineage: Eukaryota; Dinophyceae; Prorocentrales; Prorocentraceae
Source: the annotation of a GenBank genome assembly
GGCCCGCGGGCCCCGCGCGGAGCCCGCGCCCCGGGCCCACGACGUGGGCCAUGCCAUGCCACGGCGUGCCCCGGGGGUCGGGGCGGGGGAGGGUGUGCGAGUGCAGGGAUCGGCUGCAGAAUUGCUUCGCGUGCGUCGGAUCAACAGAACAUAAACAGAGUGUUCCGUAGAUCUAGCCCAGAGGGCUGGUGGGACUUGCUCCACGCCAGCGGCGCCGCUGCAUCGCCGCUGCAUCGCCGCUGCAUCGCCGGUGCGUCGCCAGUGCGUCGCUGGCGCGUCGGCGGUGCGGCGCGGUGCGGCGGCCCCAACGUGCUCGGGGCCGACGUUUGGGGAGGCCUCCAGGCAAAGGGCUGGGUCGGCAAGGUGCUGACGCUGACUGGGGAGCUCGGCGACGAGGAGACGCCCAACUUCGCCCGCCUCACGGAGGCGCGGGCCGUCGUCGUCGUCGGCUUCGUGGUGGACUGCCUCGCGGAGGCGGAGCCCGGCAUGGCCCCAGGCACGCUGAGACAGUGUGAGGAGAGCCGGGCCCUCAAGCCCGUCUUCCGCCCGCUGGCGAGGCGGCACACGUCGGUGACGUACGCGUACGUAGACGUGGAGGCGGAGGACGAGCUGGCGCGCCGGUUCGGGGUGGACUCCGCGCCGUCGGUGCUGGGCAUCGUUCCACCGAUCCCCAUCCGAACUGGCAUGGCCUUCUAGGGCACCUCCAGGGGCGCGAGGAAGCGAAGAUAGCGCAUCGCGGGGCACGACGCGCGAAGUCAGGCGACCUAGGCUUUGGCCCCACCACUGGCCGACUCAUCCCACCAGGAGGGGGCAUGUGACCCAGGGCUCCGCCCCGCCCCCCCUCAUGCUGAUGCCUUCGGGCACCCCCCCG